UCACAAACAAGCCAAAUGGAGGGAUGGCGAGCCGCUCAGCUGAUCAGGCAGUGUUUGCUCGCCACAUUUAAAACCAACGAGCCCACUGAAAUUCUUUGUAGGGUUAGGAGAGGAAACAAGGAGAGCAGACUAGGAGAGGAAGCAAAGGGAGGACACAAGGAGAGGAAACCAGGAGUGUCAGGUAAACUUAAAGCACCCCCCUCCUGUCCACACAGAAGGCAGUUGCUAGGAGACGGUGGAGUUUGGGCAGACGUGCAUGAUGCCAGCAUGGCACAUCUGCUGCCCUCUGUCGGUUCGGAGGUCUUCAGACGCUUCACACCGGCCUCGCUGGAAGAAAUCCAACGAUGUCAUGAAGUCGAGGAGAAGGAGAGACAAAGAAGAAAGGAAAAGAACAUAGAGAUCGCAGAUGAAGAUCUUCCUAAACCAGCCAGUGACCUGGAGGCUGGGAAGCCCCUCCCCUUCAUCUAUGGAGACCCGCCCCCUGAGCUUCUCAACACCCCAUUGGAGGAGCUGGAUCCUUUCUACCAAUCACAGAAGACUUUCAUUGUGCUUGCCAAAGGAAAUGUCAUCUUCCGGUUUAAUGCUGAACCCGCCUGUUACCUGCUAAGUCCCUUCAACCCUCUGCGCACCGCCGCCAUCAGGAUCCUGGUUCAUUCUUUAUUCAGUUUGUUCAUCAUGGUGACGAUUCUGACCAACUGUGUAUUCAUGACCAUGAGCGACCCGCCGCCAUGGAGCAAGACUGUGGAGUACGUGUUUACCUUCAUCUAUACGUUUGAAGCAACAGUUAAAAUCAUGGCCCGAGGAUUCUGUGUCGGAGGUUUCACCUUCCUCAAAGACCCCUGGAACUGGCUGGACUUCAUGGUCAUCAGCAUGGCGUACCUGACAGAGUUUGUAGAUUUGGGAAACGUCUCUGUGUUGAGGACGUUCAGAGUUCUUCGAGCUCUGAAGACGAUCACAGUCAUUCCCGGUCUGAAGACGAUUGUCGGAGCUCUCAUCCAGUCAGUGAAGAAGCUGGGUGAUGUCAUGAUUCUGACACUGUUCUGCCUCAGUGUCUUCGCUCUGAUUGGUCUGCAACUCUUUAUGGGAAACCUGCGGCAAAAAUGCGUCCUAAUACCUCCGCUGUUGCUUAGCAACUACACGUCUGACAUCAACCUUAACGUCAGUUCCCAUGGAAACAAUACAGGAAGCAGUGAGGACUUUGAUUACUUUGAGUUCAUCAACAAUCCAGAGAACUAUUACCACCUUCCUGGUCAUCUUGAUGCUCUGUUGUGUGGAAACAGUUCUGAUGCCGGGGCCUGUCCGGAGGGUUACCUCUGUCUAAAGGCGGGGAGAAACCCAAACUACGGAUACACCAGCUAUGACACAUUUGGGUGGGCGUUCCUGUCUCUGGUCCGACUGAUGACCCAGGACUUCUGGGAAAACCUCUUCCACCUGACGCUGAGAGCAGCAGGUAAAACUUACAUGAUCUUCUUCGUGGUCAUCAUCUUCCUGGGCUCAUUCUACCUCAUUAACCUCAUCCUGGCUGUGGUCGCCAUGGCGUACGCCGAGCAGAAUGAGGCCACCAUAGCCGAGGCCAAACAGAAGGAAGAAGAGUACGCUCAGAUCCUGGAGCUGCUGAAGAAGAGGGAGAAAGAGACUGAACUGUUGUUACAGCAGGCGGCCUGCAGGGCAGAGCUCUCGGAGAAACAACACUCAGCACCACAGGAGAAGAACUCAUCUGCAGAAACAAAGACCCACGAGCAAGAACACACUGCCAUGGAAGAGUUUGCAGAUGAACAGAGGCCCUGUCCUCCAUGUUGGUACACCUUCGCCAACAUCUUCCUGAAGUGGAAUUGUUGUGGCUGUUGGCGGUGGGUCAAACAGGGCCUCUACAUUUUUGUCAUGGACCCUUUUGUCGACCUCGGCAUCACCAUCUGUAUCGUCCUCAACACUGUCUUCAUGGCAAUGGAGCAUUAUCCAAUGACAGAGGAGUUUGAGGAGCUUCUGAGCGUGGGAAAUUUGGUCUUCACGGGGAUCUUCACAGCUGAGAUGGUCCUCAAACUUCUGGCCAUGGACCCAUACUACUACUUCCAGGUAGGCUGGAACAUCUUUGACAGCAUCAUCGUCACCAUGAGUCUGGUGGAGCUGGGAUUGGCUAACGUUCAGGGCCUGUCUGUGCUGCGCUCCUUCCGAUUGAUGCGAGUGUUCAAGCUGGCCAAGUCAUGGCCGACCCUCAACAUGUUGAUAAAGAUCAUUGGGAACUCAGUGGGGGCUCUGGGGAACCUAACCCUGGUGUUGGCCAUCAUUGUCUUCAUCUUCGCUGUCGUUGGCAUGCAGCUGUUCGGAAAGAACUACAAAGACUGCGUCUGUCGCAUCUCACUCGACUGCGAGCUUCCUCGCUGGCACAUGUACGACUUUUUCCAUGCCUUCCUCAUCAUCUUCCGAAUCCUGUGUGGAGAGUGGAUCGAGACCAUGUGGGACUGCAUGGAGGUCUCAGGUCAGGCCAUGUGUCUGAUUGUCUUCAUGUUGGUCCUCGUCAUCGGAAACCUGGUGGUCCUGAACCUGUUCCUGGCCUUGUUGCUGAGCUCUUUCAGCGGUGAUAAUCUGGCAGCUCCAGAGGACGAAGGAGAAAACAACUUGCAGAUUGCCAUCAACAGGAUCAGUCGAGCCGUGUCCUGGAUGAAGACCUGGAUUUUGGAACAUAUCUGGACUUUAGUGGGAAAGAAGGUCCAUGUCGACCCAGACCACCUGGCGGUCGACAGUGACAACAAGACGAAGGAGCUUUUGGCUUUGACCUUUGUGACCUCAGACGAGCCACUGUCAGAGGUCAAGUCCCUCAGCUGUAACCGUGGCAACCUGAGCAGCAACUAUCACAACAUCGCCUGCCUGAGGGUCCCCAUCGCCGAGGCCGAGUCUGACUUCGAAACACCUGAUGAUGAUGACGACGAUGAUGACAACGAUGAAGAUGAGGCGGAGGAAGAAAUGCACUCACAGGGUGAUGAGUCGUCGGUCUGCAGCACAGUACAAAAACUUCCUGAAGUUCAGGACGACGAAGACGAUGAAGACUCUAAUACAAACACACCUGUGGACUGCUGCAGUGAAAAGUGUUACCACCGCUGUCCGUUCCUGGACAUAGACACAUCCCAGGGCAGAGGGAAGGUGUGGUCUAACAUCAGAAGAACCUGUUUCUCCAUUGUAGAACACAACUACUUUGAGACCUUCAUCAUCUUUAUGAUUCUGAUGAGCAGUGGAGCUCUGGCGUUUGAGGACAUCUACCUGGAGCAGCGACGGGUCAUAAAGAUGGUUCUGGAGUAUGCAGACCAGGUGUUCACCUACGUGUUUGUGGUGGAGAUGGUUCUCAAGUGGGUCGCCUAUGGAUUCAAGACCUACUUCACCAAUGCCUGGUGCUGGCUGGACUUCCUUAUUGUGGACGUGUCUCUGGUGUCUCUGACAGCAAACGUCCUUGGAUACUCUGAGCUGGGAGCCAUCAAGUCUCUGAGGACACUGAGAGCUCUGAGGCCCCUGAGGGCCCUGUCGCGCUUCGAGGGCAUGAGGGUGGUGGUGAACGCCCUGGUCGGAGCGAUCCCAUCCAUCUUCAAUGUGCUGCUCGUGUGUCUGAUCUUCUGGCUGAUCUUCAGCAUCAUGGGCGUCAAUCUGUUCGCGGGAAAGUUUUAUUACUGUUUCAAUGAGACGUCCCAGGAAGUGUUUCCCCCCGAGGACGUCAACAACAGGACAGAGUGUCUCGCGCUGAUAGCAGACAACUCCACCGAGGUCCGCUGGAAGAACUUAAAGGUCAACUACGACAAUGUUGGGAUGGGCUACCUGUCGCUGCUGCAGGUGGCCACGUUUAAAGGAUGGAUGGACAUCAUGUACGCUGCCGUGGACUCUAGAGACGUGGAGUCCCAGCCGAUGUACGAGGACAACUUGUACAUGUACCUUUACUUUGUCAUCUUCAUCAUCUUUGGCUCCUUCUUCACUCUCAACCUCUUCAUCGGAGUCAUCAUCGACAACUUCAACCAGCAGAAAGCAAAGUUGGGAGGAAAAGAUAUUUUCAUGACGGAGGAGCAGAAGAAAUAUUACAACGCCAUGAAGAAACUGGGCUCAAAGAAACCUCAGAAACCUGUUCCCCGCCCUGAGAAUAAAUUCCAGGGUCUGGUCUUUGACCUGGUCACCACACAGUUCUUCGACAUCUUCAUCAUGGUGUUGAUCUGUCUCAACAUGGUGACCAUGAUGGUGGAGACAGAUGAGCAGAGUCAGGAGAAAGAAAUCAUUCUCUAUUGGGUCAACCUUGUCUUCAUCAUCAUCUUCACCUCAGAGUGCGUUCUCAAGUUGACUGCACUCAGGCAGCACUACUUCGCUGUCGGCUGGAACAUCUUUGACUUUGUGGUCGUCAUCCUGUCCAUCGUAGGCCUUCUCCUUGCUGACAUCAUAGAGAAGUAUUUCGUCUCGCCCACACUCUUCCGUGUAAUCCGAUUGGCUCGUAUCGGUCGAGUCCUUCGUCUCAUUCGUGGAGCAAAGGGGAUCCGGACGCUGCUGUUCGCCCUGAUGAUGUCACUUCCUGCCCUCUUUAACAUUGGCCUCCUCCUCUUCCUCAUCAUGUUUAUCUUCUCCAUCUUCGGCAUGUCGAACUUUGCGUAUGUGAGGAAGGAGGCCAUGAUCGAUGACAUGUUUAACUUUGAGACAUUUGGGAACAGCAUGAUCUGCUUGUUUAUGAUUACCACGUCAGCCGGAUGGGACGGUCUGCUGAAUCCCAUCAUGAACACGCCGCCGGACUGUGACCCUGAUUUAGAAAACCCUGGAUCUCUGGUCAGAGGGGACUGCGGCAGCCCGGGCAUCGGCAUCAUCUUCUUCACCACCUACAUCAUCAUGUCCUUCCUGGUGGUGGUCAACAUGUACAUCGCCAUCAUCCUGGAGAACUUCAAUGUGGCGACAGAGGAGAGCGCUGACCCGCUGUGCGAGGAUGACUUUGAGAUGUUUUAUGAAACCUGGGAGAAGUUUGACCCCGACGCCUCCCAGUUCAUCCAAUACAGUAAGCUGUCUGAAUUCUGCGACACUCUGAAGGAUCCUCUGAGGAUCCCCAAACCCAACACCAUCCGACUGAUCCACAUGGAUCUACCUCUGGUUCCUGGAGACAAAAUCCACUGUCUGGACAUCCUGCUGGCGCUCACGGCACAGGUUUUAGGUGAUUCAGGAGAGAUGGACACUCUGAAGGCCAGCAUGGAGGAGAAGUUCAUGGCCAACAACCCCUCCAAGGUGUCAUAUGAACCAAUCAGCAGCACUCUGCGGAGGAAACAGGAAGAAGUGGCGGCAACAGUGAUCCAGAGAGCGUACAGGAAACACCUUCUGCAGCGGACAGUCAAACUGGCAUCCUACAAAUACAGAGAGAAGGAGGGGCAGCGAGAUGUCUCGCCGCCCGAGACAGGAGGACUUCUCUCUAAACGAAUCAGUCAGCUGUAUGGAGACAGCCAGGAGACAGAUGAGCCUGUCUCAGGUGUCUCGGGUGAGGUACGUCCCUCCCGGGUGGAGCUUCAGAGUGAGUUUCUCCUCCAUGCUGCUCCUCCCUUAAACACCUCUGAGUCUGUACAAAAUGAGAACCUGAGGGAGUCAGUGGUGUGAUGACAGUUGCUAUUUAACAUGUUUGUGCUCUACACUGUGAGAACUCACCUGUCGGAGGAGCGUUGGACAAACCUGGCCGUAAAGACUCAGUGACACGUCACAACAGACGGCAAGCCUGAACCAUCGAUGACUCAACAUACUCUUAUUCUGAAAAUCGAUCUCAUUUCCUGUGGGAUGAAUUCAGUUCAGACACUCUGUACACUCGUACUUCAGUUAUGAUGAUGUCAUCAAUGACCUGUGAUGACCUCAGACCAGGUGACUCUUACCUGUUGCAAGUGUUUAUCAGUCAGACUGAAGGUUUUAGAUGACCAAUCACGUGACGUUAUUCAGUCUGACAGUUUGAUACUAACCUGCUCAACUCUUUAAUCAGUCACAGACGAGACUCCGCCCACUUCUGACCACACACACACACACACACACACACACACACAACAUAACGACAUUUGAAUCUGAUGAGACAAACAGUUUUUUUGGUUGUUGAGUUUGAUCACAUGACUGACAGUGAUGUGAUCAGUAACCAUGGUGAGGGAUGCAGCUUGUCAUUCAUCAGAUUCUGUAUUUUAUUUUCUUUAGUAAUUAAAGUCGAGUCCUCAGACCCUCAGACCUGUCUGUCCUCAGACCCUCAGACCUGUCUGUCCUCAGACCUGUCUGUCCUCAGACUUUCCCUGCAGACAAAGAAAAAAAUUCCCAAAAACCCUUCAACAGGGAGAAAUGAAGGAAACCUGGGGAGGGGUCCAUCGUCAAGAAGGACAGAUGGACAGAAAGACAGAAGGACAACAGGUCAACAUGAUAAAAUUACAGGAUAGAAAACAACAAAAUGAGCUUGAAUUUCUCACCACGUUUGAUCCAGAGAGGAGGUUUAUAUUUUCAGUUCUGCUUGUUUGUUUGUUUGUUUGUUGGUCAGCAGGAUUAUGGCAAAACAACAGGUCUGAGAAAGAACUUGUUACCCCUCCUGAUUAUAUUAUUAUUAUUAUUAUUAUUAUUAUGAUAAUUUACAGGUAAUUAAAGAGGAAAAGCUGCGACAUGAUGAACUUUGUCCGUAUAAACUAACUGAGGUGAAACAGUCGACGUUGCAACAGCUCUGACUCAGUGAGAUGCGUACGCAGUGAUGGCGUCCUGCUGACGUUCUGCAGAUGGCGUGACUACUGACAUGUCUUCAGACUUCCUGUCCACUCACAUCGUCUGACAGCUGAACACACGACUUUCAUUUUACAUCUGGAACAAAAUGUGACAUCACAGUGGACACUAUGACAUCAUGUCAGAUGUUAUGACAUCACAGUCACAGUGGAAGUUAGAACAUCACUGAGGCAACAAAACGAAUCAGUCCAACCUUCACAGGUCCAGACAUCAGUGCUGUUGUGAAGUAAACAAAGCUGUAAACAGGAAAUAGAUUCAGUUUCUGUAAACAACAACAACGGGAAGUUCCAGAUGACAAAAUCUCAAGUGUUUGAACAUAGAUGUCAAGUCAGUCAAUAGAUUUACUGAGAAAAGUCAAACUUAUUAAUGAAUUUAUUAAUCUGCAGCUUUUUGUCCCGCAGUAGUUUUAUUUCUUUAUUUCUUUGUUUAACGUCUUUGACGUCUUUCUUUAACAUCUUUAUUUCUAACGUGAUCAUUUUGUGGUGUUUUUUGUAUGAAUUCUAAUAAACGAGUGUUUUUAUGAUUCACUUUUAAUUUCCAACUUCAGAAGUUGUUUUCACUCGAUGUCAAACUGUGGAUAAGACCAGACAUCGUGAUUGGUGAAUGAAUGUCAGAGUCAUCAGCUGUUUGGUUGAUGUGAAUGUUUGAGGGUGAUGAUUAUGGCAGAUGAUGAUGAUGCUGAUGAUGAUGAUGGUUGUUGCUUGCAGUGAAGACAAAAUGAUUAAAGCUUCAAACUGUCCAGGAAA
Molecule: messenger RNA, 7478 nt
Organism: Epinephelus fuscoguttatus (brown-marbled grouper)
Lineage: Eukaryota; Metazoa; Chordata; Actinopteri; Perciformes; Serranidae
Gene: scn4ab
Product: sodium channel, voltage-gated, type IV, alpha, b
Exons: 31
Coding region: 16-5595 (1859 amino acids)
Biological process (GO): membrane depolarization during action potential; sodium ion transmembrane transport; neuronal action potential
Cellular component (GO): plasma membrane; axon; voltage-gated sodium channel complex
Molecular function (GO): protein binding; voltage-gated sodium channel activity
Source: RefSeq, a predicted model, not a curated record